CGGCGAGAGGUGAAUGAACGCAGCUGGGGGCCUGUUGCACGCACAGCCCCGGCUCUGGGCUGUGUGAUCCGAGGCCGCUCGCUGCUCCUCGCACCCGCUGCCAGACGCGCCUUCUCCAGCCCGGGCGGACCGGCCAGCCGGGGAAACUCCAGCAAGAUGGAGCAGACAUGUGAUGAUAUAGAUGAAAUGUUCAGCAAUUUAUUGGGGGAAAUGGACCUCCUGACGCAGAGUUUAGGAGUAGAAACUGUCCAGCCUCCAUCCCCCAAAGAAUCUAAUAAAGAAUAUAACUUUACAGUUGGCUUUAAAGAUUUAAAUGAAUCAUUAAGUGCACUGGAGGACAAUGACUUGGAUGCUUUAAUGGCUGAUCUGGUAGCAGACCUAAGUGAAGUUGAACAGAAGACAGUACAAGCACAGAAAACUUCUUCUCACUACCCACAAAGUGAAGUCACUCAGCCUUCAACAGGUGUUUGUGCUGCUUCUUCUUAUGGUUCUAAAUCAAAUGUCCCUGUUACCACCACUGGACGUUUUGAGGAUGACUUGCCCCCUCCACCUCCAGAUCCUGCUUUCGACCUCCCACUACCACCGCCUCCUCCUGAACCACUCACUCAGGAAGAACUAGAGACACAAGCAAAAGCCGACAAGAUUAAACUUGCAUUGGAAAAACUGAAGGAAGCGAAGGUUAAAAAGCUUGUCGUCAAGGUGCACAUGAAUGAUAACAGUAGUAAGUCCCUGAUGGUGGAUGAACGACAGGUGGCACGAGAUGUUUUAGACAACCUCUUUGAGAAAACCCACUGUGACUGCAAUGUGGAUUGGUGUCUGUAUGAAAUAUACCCAGAACUACAAAUUGAAAGGUUUUUUGAAGACCAUGAAAAUGUUAUCGAAAUCUUAUCAGACUGGACCCGGGACAGUGAAAAUAAGGUUCUGUUUUUGGAAAAAAAUGAAAAAUAUGCUGUGUUCAAAAAUCCCCAGAAUUUCUACCUGGCAAACAAAGGAAAAAAUGAAGGCAAGGAAAUGAAUGAGAAAAACAAAGAGUUUCUCCUGGAGGAAAGCUUCUGUGGGACGUCUGUCAUUGUGCCAGAACUUGAAGGGGCCCUUUAUUUGAAGGAAGAUGGAAAAAAGUCCUGGAAGAGGCGCUAUUUUCUUCUACGAGCGUCUGGAAUUUAUUACGUCCCCAAGGGAAAGACCAAGACAUCCCGGGAUUUGGCUUGCUUCAUACAGUUCGAGAAUUUGAAUAUUUAUUAUGGUACUCAGUACAAACUGAAAUACAAGGCACCUACGGAUUACUGCUUUGUCUUAAAGCAUCCCCAGAUUCAAAAGGAGUCACAAUAUAUCAAGUAUUUAUGCUGUGAUGACCAGUGGACUCUACAGCAGUGGGUAACAGGAAUCAGAAUUGCCAAGUAUGGCAAGACACUGUAUGAUAACUACAAACGUGCAGUACAGGGGGUCAGUUUGGCCUCUGGAUGGGCAAACCUGACGACUGUGAAACCAGCUGUCACUGCAGGAUCAUCCUUGACAGACAUAACAGGUACUGUUCAAGCAAAUGGACAGAUUCUCCAGAGCAUACCUCCUGCCAGCUUGGAGGCCCAGAAACACACUGAGAUGACAAAGGAUAAGAAACCAAAUGAUGUCAAUGGCUGCCGUUCAGUGCAGCCAACCAGCCAGCCGCAGACAUUACAGAAUAAACGUGCCUCAAUAAAGCCACCACCGCCUCAAAGGCGAUCUUCAGCUGCGAGCUCUACACCUCUUCUACCUGUCCAACCCAAACACGGAAGUGCAGUUUUCACAUCAGAUCCAGUCACUUUUCCACCACCACCACCUGAAAUGGCAGAGGAUUUGCCACCACCACCACCUGACUUCUGUGAAGAUCCUCCAGAUUUUGUGCCCCCUCCGCCACCCACCUGUAGCAGCAGCAGUGAAGACCUGCUGCCACCCCCUCCACCUCCACCUCCUCAGGCCUCUGUCUCCAGUAAGCCACUACCUGUGACAAAGAAAGUUGUGCCACUUCCUCCAAAAAGGCAUGUGAACACUGAACGGACAGAAGAACCAAAGUCAAUGGGGCUGCCUCCAUCUGGAGGUGGAAGUGGACAGCCAGAUCUCAUGUCUGAUCUGAUGAAAGCCCUACAGAAGAAAAGGGGCAACACAUCUUGAAGUUUAUGGGACAGACUGACUUUAAACCACAUCUCUCAUUGUGGGGGUGUCCUGGAAGGGUUGUGCUGGAACAGGAGUCCCUGGAGGAAUUCUGCCUGACCCAGAAUUCCCCCUGGGAGGUCCAGAGAAGUGCAUGCUGGUGGUGAUAGCUCUACCACAACUUGAGAUGGGGUAGUAUGCACUCCCUCUUUACUGAGACAGCACCCCUAGUUGAGGUGAGAGGUUGGGCUCAAACCCCUGUGCCUCACUCCACUAUGGAUGGCUAGGGUUGGUAGCAGCAGUACUAGCCUAGAUUAGUGCCUUCACUUGGUGAGUGAAGGUACAGCCUCUGUGGUGGGAUUAGAGCUGGUAGAAAAAGGCCAAUUAUUUUUCCAGGGAAAUUUUUUCUAUAUUGACCAUUUUUUGUUUUCAAUUUCUGGGUUUUAAUAAAAAAAUAUGGAAAAUUUCAACAAUUUUUUUCACCUAAAGUUUUCAGUUUGGUCAAAAACAUUUUUCAAUUUUAUAAUUUGGACAAAAGUUUUUUUAAUUAAAAAUUUUCAACCAGCUCUGUCUAGGAUGCAAUGUGGAUAAGGCUUUUGGCAGCCCCUCAUUCACACCCUUGCACACCCGUGCCUUGCCAUCAACAAUCUGCCACUUUGACAUUUACUGAAAUGGUUUAAAUUCAAAUGUCCCCAUAUAAAACUAAAAUUACUUUGCUCAGCAAUCACAGCGGUUGUCUAUAAACUUCAUUUAUCUGUUUAAUUUUCGACUAAAUCCUUUUAAGAUAAAUGUCAUUUUUUUCCGUUGGUUAACAAUUUUUGUCUUAACUUGAAAGUCUUUAUGAGAUGAAUAUUUUUAGAUAUAGUUUAUCUUGUACUUGUAUAUGAAUUUGUCUCCUUCUACGCAUGUUCUUAUUUGUGCUUCAUUAUAAUUCUCUCUUGGUCAUUUAAGGUGCAUUCAUUAUUAGUUCCCAAAUAAAAAUCUCUUC
Emys orbicularis (European pond turtle) is the source of this 3115-nucleotide messenger RNA. RefSeq names its product amyloid beta precursor protein binding family B member 1 interacting protein (gene APBB1IP). The transcript has 14 exons. The record is from RefSeq and is a predicted model, not a curated record. Bases 157 to 2148 code for a protein of 663 amino acids. NCBI's taxonomy places the organism in Eukaryota, Metazoa, Chordata, Testudines, Emydidae. Gene Ontology annotation, cellular component: plasma membrane; cytosol. Gene Ontology annotation, biological process: signal transduction.